ACCCUGAUGAGUCCCAGCCUGGCCGUGCAGAGGCGCGGGAACCGCGGGAAGCGCACCAUGCCCGGGACGCGGCUGCUCCUCCGCUUGGCUCUCCUCUGCGGCUGCACGCAGCUGGCGGCCGCGGCCAGCUCCUGGUGGUCGUUGGCUAUGAACCCGAUCCAGAGACCAGAGAUGUACAUCAUAGGAGCCCAGCCUGUGUGCAGCCAGCUUCCGGGGCUCUCCCCGGGCCAGAGGAAGUUGUGCCAACUCUACCAGGAGCACAUGGUGUACAUUGGGGAGGGUGCCAAGAACGCCAUCAAAGAGUGCCAGUAUCAGUUCCGGCAGAGGCGGUGGAAUUGCAGCACAGUGGACAACACAUCUGUGUUUGGCAGGGUUAUGAGCAUAGGUAGCCGAGAGACCGCAUUCACCUAUGCCAUCAGUGCUGCAGGGGUGGUGAAUGCCAUCAGCCGGGCCUGCCGUGAAGGGGAACUCUCUACCUGUGGCUGCAGCCGGACAGCCCGACCAAAGGACUUGCCUAGAGAUUGGCUAUGGGGUGGCUGUGGGGACAAUGUGGAAUAUGGCUACCGAUUUGCCAAGGAGUUUGUGGAUGCCAGAGAGAGGGAGAGGAACUACGCCAAGGGAUCAGAGGAGCAGGCCCGCACACUCAUGAACCUACAGAACAACGAGGCAGGCCGCAGGGCAGUAUACAAGCUGGCUGAUGUCGCCUGUAAGUGCCAUGGCGUCUCAGGUUCCUGCAGCCUCAAGACCUGCUGGUUGCAGCUGGCCGACUUCCGCAAAGUAGGCGAUCUUCUGAAAGAGAAGUAUGACAGUGCAGCUGCCAUGAGAAUCAGUCGCAAGGGCAAGCUGGAGUUGGUAAACAACCGCUUCAAUUCACCCACUCCGGAGGACCUGGUCUAUGUAGACUCCAGCCCUGACUACUGCCUGCGCAAUGAAACCACGGGGUCGCUGGGCACCCAGGGCCGGCUCUGUAACAAGACCUCAGAGGGCAUGGACGGCUGCGAGCUGAUGUGCUGUGGACGGGGCUAUGAUCAGUUCAAAAGUGUGCAGGUAGAACGCUGCCACUGCAAGUUCCACUGGUGCUGUUACGUGAAGUGUAAAAAAUGCACAGAGAUUGUCGAUCAGUACGUCUGUAAAUGAAAGGCCCACCAGAGCUAAGAAUUAUAUUAUAUAAAUCUAUAUAAAUAUAUUUUAUAUAUUUGUAUAAUAAAUAGAUGGUGAUGAUAAUAAUAAUAAUAAAAGAAGCUUAUUUAAGAGACACUUUUUGUUUCGGAUCCAAAGUGUUUCCCUUACCAUGGCUGGCUGCUCCUUUUUUGUUAUUUAAAUGGGGAGCAAGAAAAGGGAUUUGUGUGCUGGUUCCCUUCCACCCUUGAUAAAUUGCAGCCAAAAUAAAAGGGAAUCAGGGGAGUAAUUGGUGAAAAAUAUCUACCUACGGCUACUUUACCCCAAAAGCAAGAUGAUGGAUGUAUUCCCUCUACUAUUUUACAGCUGGAAUUCAAAUGGGUGUAUGUGCUUUUGGGGCACAAUUAUUAUAACACCUUAAACGCUCAGGUUGAUUUCUGAAAGGACUUGGGAGUCAUGUUUUGCUUCUUUUGAAAGCACGCUGUGGAAUACCAAACCAGAAGGCAAAUCAUCUAUAUCUAACAUUGAAGAAUGGAUUUAAAAGGCAGAGUCCAUGCAUAGCAUGGAGAGAAGAGAAAUUCUUGCACAAUUGCUCCGAUAGAAGGACAACAUUACUUUUGACCUGGAAGUGCUGCUUUAUUCUUUUAUCCUUGACAGAAACCCAGUUUCUGGCUCUUCUGCGUUUUGGGGAAGGAGGGAAAAUCUACCAAAGUUCUGAAAGACCAAAGUUGUCAUGGUGGAAUCCAUUUGGCCCAUUUUCUCUUUGUGGAAAAAGAACUGGCUACCACUUUCUUGGGCUGAUUGGAUUUCUUUCAAGAAAGCAACAUGUUCUGUGUGAGUUUCUCUGGACUUGACAGGAACAUAUUUACACGCAGAACCAAAGAAACACUAUACACCUCAGUCCUCAACUCGGACUUAAUUGUGGUUCUUUUUUGUUCUUACCACUCUCCUAGAUGUACAGCUCCUUUUCAACAUUAAACAACCCUU
This is a messenger RNA of Eublepharis macularius, 2106 nucleotides long. RefSeq names its product Wnt family member 5B (gene WNT5B). Gene Ontology annotation, cellular component: extracellular region. The record is from RefSeq and is a predicted model, not a curated record. Bases 7 to 1137 code for a protein of 376 amino acids. The transcript has 4 exons. Gene Ontology annotation, biological process: multicellular organism development; neuron differentiation; cell fate commitment. Gene Ontology annotation, molecular function: frizzled binding; cytokine activity. NCBI's taxonomy places the organism in Eukaryota, Metazoa, Chordata, Lepidosauria, Squamata, Eublepharidae.